AUGGGCUCCAUUCUUGAUCUGCUCGGCAAGGCCGACAACCUCAGCGACCCCAUGCCGAUAUUGAACGAGCGAGCUGCAGUGCUUGGCAUGGUUAUUUCUUUCCUGGUGGUCGCCUGGAUCUGCGGCAUCUUUCGACUUUACGUUCGAUUCUUCGUCGCCCAUUGCCUGGGAUGGGACGACUUUUUCGUCGUGCUGGCCAUGAGUUUCUACGUAUGCGGUGGCGCAUACGCGAUGGCUACGGCCUUAAUCAAGUUGGCGUUGCUGUUCCAGUAUCUGCGCAUGUUCGAGGCCGGCUCGAAGUCGCGAUUCGUCACUCUGGUGGUUAUCUACAUCACCGCCGCGUGGGGUCUGGCCUAUAGCUUUCUCGCCUUCAUCCCUUGCUUCCCGGUCUCUGCAUUCUGGAACUUGACAACGGUCACGAAGGACAGAUGGGCUUUCGGCUCACACGAUCCCGUCAUCUUCGCGCGCACUUUCGAGAGUCACGUCGGCAUGAACGUAGCGUUGGAUCUCAUCGUAUUCCUCAUUCCCCUUCGCCUGUUCUUGGAGCAGGGCCUGAGGGCGAAGUCACGUCUCGGCCUCUUGGGUCUUUUCACUAUGGGAGUUCUUGUAAAUAUUCUGGGGAUUUUCCGAUUGAUUGGCAUUAGCCACUCCCAAGCCGGUACAUAUCCGACACUGGACCCCUCAUGGUACGGUUGCGUGCCCAUUGUUCUCGCCGCCGUCGAGGUCAACCUCGCCACAAUAUGCGCCUCACUGCCGAUCUUCUGGCCCGUUCUCCAGAUGAACUUGGGCAAGAUAUUUAUCACGAAGGAAAUCGAGAUCACAUCUGAGGUCAGGCGAUUCAGCGGCGACGAAGAAAUGGUCGGCGAGCUUGGUGAUCUUUCGCCACAAAAGUCAUUGAAGAGUCUCGGCAGAGACCCCAAUCCGAGGUGGUCGGACAUGUAUGCCCCGUCCCCGGAUCGUUCAAGGGCGAUGAAGGUGCACGUUGAGGUGGAAUCAGGCCACAAGCAUGGCGAAAAGCUAUUUGUUUCUGAGCGUUCCAGGCGAGUUCUUGACGACCACGAGUCGCAAGAACAUAUUGUUUCUUCCAAUGUUCCAUACGUUUAG
Molecule: messenger RNA, 1104 nt
Organism: Colletotrichum chrysophilum
Lineage: Eukaryota; Fungi; Ascomycota; Sordariomycetes; Glomerellales; Glomerellaceae
Exons: 3
Coding region: 1-1104 (367 amino acids)
Source: RefSeq, a predicted model, not a curated record